Neopelma chrysocephalum (saffron-crested tyrant-manakin) is the source of this 3288-nucleotide messenger RNA. RefSeq names its product septin 5 (gene SEPTIN5). Gene Ontology annotation, cellular component: microtubule cytoskeleton; synaptic vesicle; septin complex. Gene Ontology annotation, biological process: cytoskeleton-dependent cytokinesis; regulation of exocytosis. Bases 116 to 1261 code for a protein of 381 amino acids. Gene Ontology annotation, molecular function: molecular adaptor activity; GTPase activity; GTP binding. Lineage: Eukaryota; Metazoa; Chordata; Aves; Passeriformes; Pipridae. The record is from RefSeq and is a predicted model, not a curated record. The transcript is spliced from 11 exons.
GGGGGCUCUGCCGCAUGGAUCUGCCGAGGGCCGGCGGGGAACAACACAUGGGUUGGGGCGCUGCGGCGGGCCCGCGGUGGCUGUCCGUCCGUCCGUCCGUCCGUCCGUCCCGCUCAUGGACGCGCUCAUCCUGCAGGAGCUGCUGGCGGAGCGGCUGCUGUCGCCGCGGCCGCAGGCACCGCGGAGCCACCCGGGCCGGCUGAAGGACCAUGAGAAGCAGUACGUGGGCUUUGCCACUCUGCCCAACCAGGUCCACCGGAAAUCCGUGAAGAAGGGCUUCGACUUCACCCUGAUGGUUGCAGGAGAGUCGGGUCUGGGCAAAUCCACGCUGGUGAAUAGCCUGUUCCUGACAGACCUCUACAAAGACAGGAAGCUCCUCAAUGCAGAGGAGAGAAUCAAUCAAACAGUGGAAAUCGUCAAGCACACGGUGGACAUUGAGGAGAAGGGUGUAAAGCUGAAGCUGACCAUAGUGGACACGCCAGGCUUUGGAGAUGCUGUUAACAACACUGAGUGCUGGAAGCCCAUCACUGACUACAUUGACCAGCAGUUUGAGCAGUAUUUCCGUGACGAGAGUGGCCUGAACAGGAAGAACAUUCAGGACAACCGAGUGCAUUGCUGCCUCUACUUCAUCUCUCCCUUCGGGCACGGGCUGAGGCCUGUGGAUGUUGAGUUCAUGAAGGCUCUGCAUGAGAAGGUGAACAUUGUGCCCCUGAUUGCCAAAGCCGACUGCCUGAUCCCCUCCGAGAUCCGGAAGCUAAAGGAGAGGAUCCGGGAGGAGAUUGACAAAUUUGGCAUUAAAGUGUACCAGUUUCCUGAGUGUGACUCCGAUGAAGAUGAAGAGUUCAAGCAGCAAGACAGAGAGCUGAAGGAGAGCGCUCCCUUCGCCGUCAUCGGCAGCAACACCGUGGUGGAGGCCAAGGGCCAGCGAGUCCGGGGGCGGCUCUACCCCUGGGGCAUUGUGGAAGUGGAGAACCAGGCCCACUGUGACUUUGUGAAGCUGCGGAACAUGCUGAUCCGGACACACAUGCACGACCUGAAGGACGUCACCUGCGACGUCCACUACGAGAACUAUCGGGCUCAGUGCAUCCAGCAGAUGACCAGCAAGCUGACCCAGGACAACAGGAUAGAGAGCCCCAUUCCCAUCCUGCCUCUGCCAACACCAGACACCGAGACAGAGAAGCUGAUCAAGAUGAAGGAUGAGGAGUUACGGCGGAUGCAAGAGAUGCUGCAGAAGAUGCAGCAGCAGAUGCAGGAUCAGUGAGAGGCAGGUACCCGGAGGGCAGAGGGAAUCCCCCAGUGACCACCUGAGACCUGGCAAGAGCUGUGAACGUUUAGAAAAGGUUUCCUGUUGUAUAGAGACUCGUGGGCAAGAGCUGCACCCGCACCCUCUAAUUUAUUAGCAGCAAUGUUGGCUUUCCGGCCAGCUGGAUUGUGGAGGAGGCUGUUCACUUAACAGUUUACUGAAGUGUAUUUCUUUCUUUUUUAAUAUUCUUUUGUUUCUUUUUUUUCUUUCUUUUUUUUUUUUUUUAAAAGAAACUAGCCUGGUAAGUGUCUAAGGCAUCCUAAAAAAAGAAAAGAAGAAGAUCCUCCUUUCCCAUGUACUAAUCUGUUGUUUAGGAAUGCUCUGGUAUUUAAAGUCCUGGUUUCUCUGGUGUACAAACUUAAAGACUCUCUGUGUCAAUGCACGUAAAUGUUUACUCCCAAGUGAGGUGCUGUGCCCCUGUCCCUGUUGCCCUUGUCUGGGGCCAGCACUGUAAGGCAGCCAGACCCUCCUGUGAGUGUGACCUGCUCAGGCUGCUCAGCCUGGGGGCAGCUCUGGCCCAGAGAGCUGGGCUGGGGGUUCCUCUGUGCACUGACCUGCUCGGGAGUACUGAUGGUUCCCUGGUUUCCUGUCUAGGUUUUUUGUUUAGUUGCUUGGUUUUGUUCUUCCUAUCAAGAAGCUCCAGGAUAUUUGCACUGAGCAGCAAGGGACUGAGUCUCUCAAGGCUGGUUAGAAGAAAACGCUUCUCUGACUCUCAGUUAUAUCUUUCUUGCAGAGAGGAUGAGUUGUUUAUUCCCUUGAUGGGAGUGAGCACCUUCACUGCCAUGGUUUCCUUCCUUGGCAGGCUGGAGGUGUUGGUAGGUGAACCCCAGGGCCCUGCAGUAGCUGGGUGAGGGUGUCUCUUGGUUUAGCUCUGGUCAUCCAGCUGCAGUGUGUCUUCAGUGUCUGCUCUGAAAAGCACCGUGGCAGCCAGAGUGCUGGGCCAGGACUGCUCUGGAGUAGAAACUCUAGGGCUGAAACCCAACCCCAAAUGCAGAGCUGUGUCCUGUCCCCAGGCUUUGCAGUCUGGUGAGCACACUGCUGGCUCUGAGCUUCUCCUGGGGGAAGGGGCACUUUUUGUAGGCUUGUACCUGAGAUCUGCAGGCUGCCUGUCCAGGCAGGUGUUCCAUCAGUGUGGCAGGAGCAGGAGUGUCACUGCCUGGGGCUCAGCACAGCCCACCAGACUUGGCACUUGCUCCCCUGCCCUUCCCCUGGGACUCAGCCCUUCUCCCCCUCCCUCGUCCAAGGCUCUUCCUGUCUUAAUGCUGGGAAGGCUGGUGGAUCUGCUGGGCAGAGAUAAGAGCACUCUUUGAGCAGCAGCUCCUGUCUUGUUCUUGCUUCCUGCAGUAUUUUUAACUCUAGUCCAGCCAGAGCAGAGCCCUGGAGUGUGAUGUGCCUGACAGGGCAGGGCUCAGCAGCAACACUGCCAUGCUCACAGGAAUCAGGGCUGCUGGAGGAGAGACACUUGGCUCUUCUCUCUGGCUCCAGGGAGUGCUCCCAUGGGCUGGACCCUUCUGCUCCUUGGCUGAUUCCUCUCUCCCCUUUCCCCUUUUGUAUCUGCUCCUCCAUCUCUGGAUCUCCCCAGUAGAUCUCCCUGGGUAGGAAGCGCAGCGUUGGCCAGGAAUAGCCAGGCCCUAAAUUCUGUUCUUAGGCACUGCAUUUGAUUCCUCCAUGGGGCUUUAGAGUCCUGGGCAGGGCUUGUCGGGGUGGUGAGUAGGUUGGCUGGUUCCAGUUAUUCACUGUACAGAGCCUCUGCUUAGCCAUGGGCUGUAGGGGCAGGGGACAGACCCUGGCACCCUGGGGAAGGACAGAGUGAGGGUGGAAGCCCUUUGGCAGAACUGUGCCAGCUGGGCAAGAGCAGUGUCCAGCAAUGUUGGUUGUUUUCAUUCUCCCCUAUUUUGGGCUCAAAAGUGGCAGUGCCAGCCUAGGAGAGCAGAAGGAUUCAGCUUGGCUUCAAUAACAUGCAGGACCAAGGUGCCUAAGGAGGA